Molecule: messenger RNA, 2847 nt
Organism: Neltuma alba
Lineage: Eukaryota; Viridiplantae; Streptophyta; Magnoliopsida; Fabales; Fabaceae
Product: MDIS1-interacting receptor like kinase 2-like
Exons: 2
Coding region: 1-2847 (948 amino acids)
Biological process (GO): protein phosphorylation
Molecular function (GO): protein kinase activity; ATP binding; protein binding
Source: RefSeq, a predicted model, not a curated record
AUGGCUCAUAAUACAAUUUCUCUCUUACUUGCAAGCCACAUUGCUUGCUUGGUUUUUUGGUCACUAUAUCAUUGCCAGCUCACUUCAGGACUUACAGAAACUGAAGCUCUUCUCAGAUGGAAGCAAAGUCUCCCAUAUCAGCCAAUUCUGGAUUCAUGGGUCUCUCAGCCUCAAGCCAAUUCCACUUCAGCCCAAACCCCUUAUUCAUGGCGUGGAAUAAAGUGUGAUUCUUCAGGAAGUGUGGUUGAACUCAACUUGAAUAACACUGGUCUCAAAGGUACCCUUAAAAACUUGAAUUUCUCAGCGUUCCCAAAUCUUGUUCUUCUUAAUCUCAAAUUUAAUCAGCUCACUGGUCCCAUACCAGAAACAAUUGGGUAUCUCUCAAAACUACAGUUCCUUGACCUCAAUCGUAAUCAUCUCAAUGGCACUAUGCCUCUUUCUCUUUCUAAUCUUACUCAACUUUAUGAGCUUGACCUUUCACAGAAUGAUAUAACUGGGAUAUUAGACCCUCGUCUAUUCCCUGUUGGAUCUGAUGAACCCAAAACAGGCUUGAUUGGUAUAAAGUAUCUUGUGCUUCAAGGCAUGCUCCUUGGAGGCAGAAUUCCAAAUGAAAUAGGGAAUUUGAGACAGUUGACUGUUCUAACUCUAUAUCGAAAUAGCUUUUAUGGACCUAUACCUCAGUCUCUAGGGAAUUGUACACAUCUAAACAUUCUGUCUUUGGCUGUAAACGAUCUCUCAGGUGCAAUUCCCCCUACUCUUGGUACACUACCCAAUCUAACAGAAGUUUAUUUGUUUAUGAACAAUUUAUCCGGUCCUUUACCACAAGGAUUUGAAAAUCGUUCUUUUACUAUGCUUGUUAUCUCUGAUAACAAUUUCACUGGCCACUUACCACCACAAGUAUGCAAAGACGGGAAGUUACUUGAGUUCACUGUAGCUUACAAUAGUUUCACUGGUCCAAUCCCCAUGAGCCUCAGAAACUGCACAUCUUUGGUUAGAGUUCGUCUUGAACAUAACCAAUUGACAGGAUAUGUAGAUAAGGAUUUGGGAGUUUAUCCUAAUCUUACCUACAUGGACCUCAGCUACAAUAGGCUGCAAGGUGAGCUUUCUGCAAAUUGGGGUGCCUGCAAGAGUUUGCAAGCUCUUAUCAUGGCUGGAAAUUCAAUAGGGGGGAUUUUACCUAGUGAGAUCUUUCAGUUGAAACAGCUACGAAAGCUUCAUUUGUCUUCAAACCGAAUAUCUGGCGAGAUUCCUGCUCAAGUUGGAAUUAGCUCUAACUUGUAUCAUCUGCAUCUGGGUAGCAACAAUCUUUCAGGAGUGAUACCAGAAGGCAUUGGGAAGCUUUCUAGUUUGGAGUCUUUAGAUAUGUCAAUGAAUAGAUUAAGGGAACCUAUCCCUUAUCAGAUAGGUGAUUGCUACAAGUUGCUGAAUUUAAACUUUAGCAACAAUUACUUUAGUGGCAAAGUCCCAUACCAAAUAGGAAAUCUUUUGGCUUUACAAGAUUUUUUGGAUCUGAGUCACAAUUCACUUUCUGGAGAAAUCCCUGUUGAUCUUAGUAAACUCAACAAGUUGAUAAGCUUGAACAUGUCUCACAAUAAUUUCUCAGGUCCUGUCCCUAACUUCUUAACAAGAAUGUUAAGCUUGUCAAGCAUCAACCUCUCCCAUAACAAUUUGGAAGGUCCUGUACCAGACAGUGGAAUUUUUAAUUCUUCUAAGUCAGUGGAUCUAAGUAACAAUAAAGAUUUAUGUGGGAGGAUCCAAGGCUUAAAACCUUGCAAUAUCUCAUCUAUAAAGCCACAUGGUGGAACUAACAAAGGAAAAAUGGUUAUAGCUGUCACUUCUUCUUUGGCUGCGGCAUUGAUUUUGUUGGGAGUGAUUGGGAUUUUUAUUAUUCUCCAUAAGAGAAACUCAAGAGCCGUAGAACAUAUCACAAGGGCCUGCAAAGAAAAUCUAUUCUCCAUAUGGCACUUUGAUGGCAAAAUUUUGUAUGAAGACAUAAUUGAAGCAACUGGGAACUUUGCUGAAAAAUACUGCAUUGGGGAGGGAGCUCUUGGAAAAGUUUACAAGCUGACAUUACCAGGGGAGGAUAAAGUAUUUGCUAUAAAAAAGUUGGUGUGUGAAGCUGAUAACCUUGAUAUUGAAAGCAUAAAAGCUUUUAAGAGUGAGAUCAAAGCCCUAACAGAAACACGACAUCGUAACAUUGUGAAAUUGUACGGGUUUUGCUCACAAAAGCUGCACACAUUUCUGAUUUAUGAGUACAUGGAAAGAGGGAGCUUAGCUGAUAUACUUAGAAAUGAUAAAGAAGCAUCAGAGUUGGACUGGUCAAGGAGGUUUAAUAUUAUCAAGGGCGUAGCACAAGCUUUAUCUUACAUGCAUCAUGAUUGUAAUCAGCCAAUUGUUCAUAGAGACAUAUCUAGCAAAAACAUUUUACUGUCUUCAAAUCUUGAAGCCCAUGUCUCAGAUUUUGGCACAACAAGAUUCUUGAAGCCUGAUUCAUCAAUUUGGACAACAUUUGCUGGCACAUAUGGCUAUGCUGCUCCGGAGCUUGCAUACACAAUGGCAGUGACAGAAAAAAUUGAUGUCUAUAGCUUUGGUGUUUUGGCUAUUGAAGUGCUUAUGGGAGAGCAUCCUGGUGAGUUAAUAUCCUACAACAGAACAAGUGGGAUGAAUCAGAUCAACUUCAAAGAGAUUCUGGACCCUCGUUUAUCAUCAACAAAUCAGCAAAACUUGAAGAAAUUGGCUUUGAUUUGGCACCUGGCUCUUCAAUGCUUACAAGCAAACCCUCAUGCUCGGCCAGCCAUGCGAAAUGUUGCACAAUUGAUGGAGAUGGAGAGUGCUCAUGAGAUAUGA